UUGGACACGUGGGAGUCCAGGAAGUGUUUGCUCGAUUGGAGUGCCGUUGUAAAGAAGCGUGUUGAGUUUUCUGUGGUGCUCUGGUAUUUGUGGUUUGUGUGGACUAUGUCUUCGGUUUUAAUAAAUGCCCUUUUAUCUAAUUGCCCCGAUCCAGAAAUUGUAUUAUCUAAAUUAUAUUUUACAACCGAUUCGUGGCCGGAGAUUGAGAGAGUUGAAGCUUUAACCACGUUGAUAGACACAGUCGGUAAACUCCCCGACUAUGGCGAGGAAUCUAACGGGGACAAACCUAGAGCGUGUAACAGUGCCGCUGCAGCUGUGAAAAGAGAACGUUUUGUUACAAACGUGCAGAAUGUUAUAUGGAAUCAGUGUUUACCGCUUUUGUACAAACUCCCCAACGAAAAUGAGACUUUACAAAGCGACCCGACUACUGGGACCUCCAAAGAGCUGCUCAAUGCUUUGUACGGGUUACUGGCUGUCUGUGUUGGACUAUGUGGCACAGAAGUACCAGGUAGAUUGGUCAACAUUAUUUUGCCGGUUUUGGACGUGUCCGAAGGCACCCUGGAAGGAAAAACCCUUCUGAGUGUAGACGUUGCCAUCGAGGUCUUAGCUGUUGUUCUACCUGCCGUUUCGUCCGACAAUCAGUUGACAGCGAGAAUACUUUCUUCUGCCUUCAACUGUAUCAAGACACGAUCGGACACGCAGGUUUCCAAAACCGUGGUCCGGGUAUUAUUUACUGUCCUGAAUAGUUGCAGCGAUGGCGAGAGGAGGGCAGACGUGCUUCGGCGCAUCUGGUGUGACUUGCGCACCUGGCACGCGAGUGAUAGCUCGGCGACAGUUACGGCUCGCACCUUGCUGUGUCUGACAGCACUGUCAGACUACCUGUUCCCACCAGACAGACCGACUCUUCACCCGGUCGAGGCUGACCCUCGCCUUUCAUCUCAGUUCUGGAAGAUAAUUCAAGAGGGACUAACGCACAGAGACAACCUCGCGCGCAAACGGGCUCUGUACCUUCUGAAGAGAUGUGUGAUGAUAUCAGAGGAGGAUAGGGUGGAGUUUUGCUGUGCAUCUCCAGAAGGUCAGAUUGUCUUCAGAUGGGCUCCAAACAGGAGCCAGCUACUCCGGGAAUUCUGGGAAGACUACGCUUUGAUUAUGGAGACCCUAGAUGAAACCCAAAUACAUUUGGUCCGGCCUGUACUCAACAGGAUCAAUACAUUGAUCGAAGCUACUGUGAGUGAUAGUGAAGACAGUGCCCUGCUACACCCCUCUUGGCUGGAGUGUGUGUACCAGCGCAUGUUCCACAGUGAGAAUAAGACCAUUAUGAGGGAGGGCGUGUGCCACCUGCUGGAUAUGCAGGUUAUACGCUGCCCUGCCUUUGCCUUGGCUUUUGCACAGUUUAUUGUUGGUCCCUUCUUGGACGUCUUGGCUGAGAGCUCACUCUUCCACAGAUCAUCCAACCAGAUUAUUGGGGAGCGCCCCGAUUUUGGGACCAAGCUUGAGGCCUUCAUGGUGACCUUCUUCAGUGCUCUGCCCCAGGAGAACAGAGGUGGUGUCCUGCUGCAGCUGGUCCAGCGGAUGGGAUCUCGCCACUGGUGUGCUGUGCCCAUCCUCUUCCUCUCCCAGGCCCUGUCACGUCUGUUACCCUGCCCCGUCCUGGAUCUGCAGGGUCUGCAUGCGUUAAGGGAGGUGCUGCGCUGCACCAUGAUCACUCACCAGGUCCUGCUAAGGGGAGCAGCCCAGUGCUACCUGCUGCACAGCGCCCUCUGCCUUACAGAUGUGACUGCUGUGACGCUGGCUGAGGUCUUUGGGUUUCUGGCACACUUCCAGGCAGAGGAGUCGCUGUGCCGGGGGACUGCGCUCUGGGAUCAGGUGUGUGACUGGCUGCUGGACUGUGAGGGAAGAUUUAAGCACAUUCUCAGAGACGGGGAUUCGAACCCAGGGCCUGGCUCUGAGGGGUCGGUGCGGAGCUUCGUCCAGAGCCAGCUGGAGGCCUUCCUCAGGGUCCCAGCCAGCGUCGAUGUAAGUGCCAGCGUACCAGACCCUAGGGAGGCGGAGUCUUUGGCCCGAGCGAUCCUCCUCUCUGCCGACAUGCAGAGACAGGGACCUGGUGAGAACCAGCCAGGUGGACUGGAGGAGUUACUGCGCCCCCUGCUGGACACGCUGACCAGACUCAGCACCAACGUCUACCUCCCCCUCAGCAAGACGGACAAGAGCCUGCAACUUCUGCUGCGGCUGCUCCAGCUGUGUCACAGGGGAGGCGGCCGGAGCACACAGAAAGUGGAUGGGGUCUUAGUCGCCGUGGAAACAUCCAUGUUGGCCGUGGCUGAGCCGGUGCAGGAGUUCCUUUUGCGAAGGUUGAGUGGGGAGCUGUGUGAGCUCUGCGAUGUGGACCGGUGCGCUCUGUAUCUCUCGGUCCUGAGGGAGCUGGUCCGGCUCUACGGCGCGGUCGGAUGGCACCGCACCAGUCGGCUGGCAGGGUUCGCCCCGCCUCUGAUCCGUAACUGCCUGAGGACGCUGCAGGGACCAGAGGAGGAGAAUCCUUCUGUCAGCGGGCAGGUGGGCAGAGCAGUGAGCAUGGCAUCCUUAGCCCAGCUCUGUGAGCUGGGAGAGGAGCAUCGGGAGGACCUCCACCCUGAAGCCAUGCGAGCGCUCUCCUCUGUAGCGGGGCUCUUCCUCCCCUCCUCUUCUGCAUCCUCCUCUUCCUCACCGACCAACCCCAUCCAGACCCUGCGCAAGCCUGCAGCUUCAACCACCAACCUGGAGGGGGGUCACGAUGAGGGCCCUGACCUGCGGGGGUGGGGUCGCAUGGCGGCCCACUUUGUGCGGGACCAGUGGACCUGCCUGCGCUUCGUCCUGGCCUUCCGGGUCCCGCCUGGGCCCGCACUGGCCCCCCCGGCCCCCGUGGUUCUGGGAGCCGCGAUGGAGGCGCUGGCUGUCCUGACCAGUGACCUGGUUCUGCCUGUCCUGGACUGCAUGACUGCCCUGCUGCCCCAGGUGGUGCUGUCUGAAGAGGCUUUGACUGUGGAGGCAGUGACCCUGGCCUGGAAGGUGGUGCUGGGCCUGAGCAGUAACCCUCAUGAUUUCUGGCCUGUUCUGGAAGGCUUUGUGCGGUUCGGCUUUGACCGCAGCCUGCUGGAGCUAACAGACACAGAGGCACCGAGGCUCUCCGCCACUGUGCGGCAGAUUGCCUCUGAGCUAUUGGAGCUGUCCGAGGUCAAGACGGGCGUGUUCAACGUGUUGAUCCGGCACUGCUGCCAUACCUGGCUGCCCUCUGACCCCGGAAGUGAAAGCCAGAGGGACGCCUGCUUCUCCAGUGCUCUCAAACAUGUGGACAUCUUGGCCGAAGCCUGUGUGUACGGGCCCGUGUUCAGGAGGGAUCAGAGGCUGGUCCAGGAAGUGCAGACGUAUGUGGAACAGCUCGGAGAGGAGUGUGCAGCAAACACAGCCGUGACCAGUGACAGCAGAGAUGAGCAGUUCCCUCGUGUCUGUGCGAUGGCGUUCCUCAGCAGGCUGGAUGCCUCCUGUGCUCUGCAUGAAAGAUUGAUGGAGGAGCUGGUUCUGCUGCUGCUAAGAAAGGAUCAGGAAAUAUCUAAGUCGAAAGUGCGUUACUAUAGUAACUCCCUUCAGCAUCGAGUGAAGAACAGGGUGUGGCAGACUCUGCUGGUACUGCUGCCCAAACUGAGAGAGGGGUUUGUGGAGACCGUGCUGGGCCGGGUGUGCGAGGCGGGCUUCUGCAGCAACCAGGCCUCGGUGAAGUACCUGAUCGAGUGGAUGACCCUGCUGGUCCUCUGCAGGCACCCUGCCCUGAUAGACAGUCUGUGGGCCUGCUUCAGCGUGGAUCAAGAGAAGACCAAGACUAGUAUCUGUACCUUCCUGUCUGUACUGGUGCACUUGGACAUCAUUCUACCUGGUGUUCAAGACAAGGCUAAGCAGUGGCAGAAGGCGGUGGACGUGAUCCUGCAGUGGUGCUUCAGUCAUAACUUCAGCGUCCGUCUCUACGCGCUGCUGGCCCUCAAGCGGGUCUGGGGCCUGGAGGGGCCCAGGGCCCUGGCCGAGGACACGGCGGGGGGGCCCGGUGGGCUGAGGGGCCUGGCGGCCGUCGUCCAGGCCUGCCUGCAGCAGGCCGAGGCCAUGCAGUCCACGGGGAACGCGAUGAAGAACUGGACCAGGAUACAGGAACAUUUCUUCUUUGGGGCCUUUCACCCACUGGAAGACUACAGCAUGGAGACCAUAUUCCACACCUUCCCUAGCCUGUCAGAGCUGGCGGAUGAUGAGUGGAUUCCCCCCUGGAAGUUUGAGCGGCUGGUGGAUUUUGCCCACAGCUCUGUGCUUCCACUGAGGAAUCCCACCCAGGACCUGAGCCAGCUGCAGCCUGGGGACUGGAUCCAGCAGGACAAAGACGGGGAGAAGGAGGAGCGCUGGGUGGAGGUGCAGAAGAAGAUCACCCCCUGGAGGCUCAGUAUCCAGGACCAGGACCCUGAGCUGCAGCUGGUGCCCCAGCAGAGGGCAGCUCGCCUGGGCAAGCUCCACAGCGCCCUCCUGGUGGUUGCAUCCCUCAUUGAUAAGCCCACAAACCUAGGAGGGUUGUGUCGGACGUGCGAGAUCUUCGGUGCGAAUGCUCUUGUGAUGGACAGCCUUCAUCACAUCAAGGACAGGAACUUCCAGGCCCUGAGUGUGUCAGCUGAGCUGUGGCUCCCUCUACUGGAGGUGAAACCAGGUGAGCUGUCGGACUUCCUGCAGGUGAAGAAAAGGGAGGGGUACUGCAUUGUUGGAGUGGAGCAGACAGCCUACAGCCAGAGCCUGCUGGACUACUGCUUCCCCGAGAAGAGCCUGCUGCUGCUGGGGAACGAGCGGGAGGGGAUUCCGGCGAACUUGCUGCAGCUCCUGGACGUCUGCGUGGAGAUCCCACAGCAAGGCAUCACACGCUCUCUCAACGUGCACGUGAGCGCCGCCCUGCUGGUGUGGGAGUACACGCGGCAGCACCUGAUCCCCGGGGCUCAGCCUGUAGUGACCUCUGACUCCUGACCCCUGACCCUCUGGUCCCCGCACAGUUGACUGAGACAUUUGAGACAUCGCCUGUGCCCUGUGUCCUGUGACUUGUGCAUCGUCUCUGUGCAUCUGCUGUCAGCAGCACAGGCUUUUAUUUUUUGCCAAAGAUGCACAAAUUCUCAGAACUUAACUGCAAAAAUACAUUCUACCUCUGUUUGCAUUUAAAAGUUUAAUGGGAUAUCUAUGGAAAGAGUGUAAAUGUUUUUAUCAGUGUUUUCGCUUUGACUGGUGUACUGUUUUAUUGCAUUGAUGCGGAUAGAAGUGGGGCCUUGGCUCCUGAUUUGUGCAGGUGAUAUCUCCUCUGAUCCAAUUGGAGCAGGUGUUUACCUUGUGGUUCUUGUGCUGCAGAGACUGUCCUCCCCUUUUUCCCACCCUCCUGCCCUCUGCUUCCUAGUACAAUGGAACUGAGUAAUGGCUACAAAAUGGUAGUAGAAUUGUGGGGAUAUUACAUGACUCCCUAGGAUAGAAGCGUGGUAAAGCAUGAACCUUAUUGGCAGUCAUUUCUGCAGCAUCUGAAGUCCAAACAAGCCUAGCCCCAGGCCUUAGUUAUGAGAAUUUUAUUUGAAUAAAUAGAUUUAGUAAAUAAUGUA
This is a messenger RNA of Anguilla rostrata (American eel), 5636 nucleotides long. It is a transcript of the gene tarbp1, whose product is annotated as TAR (HIV-1) RNA binding protein 1. The record is from RefSeq and is a predicted model, not a curated record. Lineage: Eukaryota; Metazoa; Chordata; Actinopteri; Anguilliformes; Anguillidae. The coding region runs from base 106 to 5022 and encodes 1638 amino acids. Gene Ontology annotation, molecular function: tRNA (guanine) methyltransferase activity; RNA binding. Gene Ontology annotation, biological process: tRNA methylation. The transcript has 29 exons.